Messenger RNA from Lodderomyces theae, 315 nucleotides. RefSeq lists its product as uncharacterized. Bases 1 to 315 code for a protein of 104 amino acids. NCBI's taxonomy places the organism in Eukaryota, Fungi, Ascomycota, Pichiomycetes, Serinales, Debaryomycetaceae. The transcript has a single exon. The record is from RefSeq and is a predicted model, not a curated record.
AUGAUCCCUAAUCCUACUUCUGACCCCCACUUGAUCAAGGAACAUCAAUUUUACGACUCAUCCGCAACAUCACACUCUUCCACAGCAUCAGCAUCAACGCCUGAUAGUAUACACUCAGAGUCAAUAAUAUCAGUUAUCCAAAGAGUUGUAACGUUUGAUACAGACAAUGCCUUAUCGAUGGAUAAUUUUCUAAGGUUGAUUGUUAUAUCAUCAGUUUUAAUGCUCUUGUAUAACUUCUUUGCCACUUGGUUGAGAAGGAGAAGAAGUAUUGAGAAAUUAAGAGAAAAAGCAAGAUCAGCAACCAAUUUGGUAUAA